CACUGUUUAUCCCACGAACCAGUAGUCCUGCCUUCUUCACAUUGCCUGAUAACGUCGUCUCGACUCUCGAUUAGCGCGUGGAGAGGAAGAAAGCGAGGAAAAACCAUGGCAAUGGCGAGUCGAACUCUGCUUCUUUUGAAAGGAGCAAUACCCACGAACCAUCGCCGUCUCCUCUUCACCCGCAACUUCGUCGCCUUCUCGAACUCAAUCCCUCUUCUUCAUACCAAGCUCGACUCAGUAAUCAUCCGAAGCUGCUCGACCUCGAAAUCUCCCUCCUCCUCCUCCUCGCUCGAGCCUCCGGACCUGCCUCGCUUAGCUGAAACUGCCCGCAUUUCUCUCACCCCUCAAGAGAUUGAGGAGUUCACUCCGAAGAUUCGACAAGUGGUGGAUUGGUUUGGACAGCUUCAAGAUGUGGAACUUCAAAGCGUCGAGCCCGCGUUAAGAGCAGAUACGGAUGGCGAUCAAUUGCGUGAGGAUGUUCCUGAAACGUUUCAUAACAGGGAGGCCUUGAUAUCUUCUGUUCCAAGCUAUGAGGAGCCAUUUAUUAAGGUCCCCAAAGUUUUGAACAAGGAGUCAGAGUAACCUCAUCCGCCUCUAGGGCUGGCAUUGGCGUCCUAGAAAUUGCUCCUGUCUAUGAUCGAUUCUACCUAUGAUGCAUGCUUUAGCAUCACCCAGUUGACGGCAGUAUUCCAUUCCACCUUUUAGACAUAUUAGCGCCAGAGGAGUAAGCUAAGAUUUUUCAACAUGGAGGCAAGAUAUGAGUCCUUAAAAGGGUAGAUUCUUGUUUGGAAUCUCAUAAUUGUUCAGCUUUAUUUGUUAGUACUUAAGGAAGUAGAACAUGAAACUGGCAGUCUUAAUCAUUGUCUUGGAAAGAGCUUAUUGGACUUUUCCAAGUCAAUCACUGAAUAGAUGACAUGUUUGAUCUGUCAUUGCUAUAGUGGCCAGUGGUAUGUAGCAACUAUGGCGUAAGCCCGACGCCUACAAGGUGGUAUGAUAUCUCACUUCGCAUUUCAAAGAAUCAAGAAGGCCCUACUUUGGCACAUUCCUAAC
Molecule: messenger RNA, 1050 nt
Organism: Rhodamnia argentea
Lineage: Eukaryota; Viridiplantae; Streptophyta; Magnoliopsida; Myrtales; Myrtaceae
Product: glutamyl-tRNA(Gln) amidotransferase subunit C, chloroplastic/mitochondrial
Exons: 6
Coding region: 106-582 (158 amino acids)
Biological process (GO): glutaminyl-tRNAGln biosynthesis via transamidation; regulation of translational fidelity
Cellular component (GO): chloroplast
Molecular function (GO): glutaminyl-tRNA synthase (glutamine-hydrolyzing) activity
Source: RefSeq, a predicted model, not a curated record